AUGCUGAGCAGACAAGAAUCUAAGCCGCGCGGCGGCAAAGCGAAGCUCGAAGAUGUAACCAACAUCCUGCACGAAUUGACGACGGACCUCACCGCGAAGAAGCUCGCCCCGAAACGGCGGAAGAGCUUGCUGGAACAGCUCAAGGUUCAUGGCCGGGCUAUCGAAGACGCAGAUCCUAUAUUCACAAAAGAAGGUCUUCAUACUCUUUGUCAAUAUGCCUUCGAAGACGCCGACGUCCAGACUUCGCAAGAAGCGCUCAGGUGCAUCGCAAACGCCCUGCUGCUCGAGCCUAAGAUGCGCCAGGUGGUGGUCGAUCUUGGCUACGCGCCAAAGGCAGCGGAUAGAUUGAAGCACGAGAACGUCGACGACGAAUUCCUAUGCUCUCGUAUCCUUUUCCUCAUGACUUACGAUACGAAUGUUGACUUCGACAAUCUGGUUGAGCUCCACGAACUCGCCGAACAUAUCAACAAUGCCAUGGCACGGCAUGCUAAGAUAUACUCCAAACACGCACGGCGCCACUCGCAGAUGCAAGCGUCGCCCAUGGAUCUCACGGCGCUAUCCGAGACGCUGAAACUCAUGUUUAACAUUACCCAUUUUUACCCAGACCUAGCCGAACACUUCUCCAAGUCAAUACCACACAUCUUCAAGAUACUCACGCGUCGAAACAUACCUAGCCCGCCCCUUAAAGCGCCUGUCAACUACCUCAUCAAUUCUCUUCUAAAUCUGGAUUUGGAAGACAAGAAGGGUCAACAAUUGGAGUUCCUGGGCAUGAACGCCGUCUUCCCGAAGUUUGACCAAAAGUGUAAUGCUGAGUUUCUGAUCGACAUUCUGGACAAUGCUAUCGUCGCCUAUUCGGAGAAGGAGCUAGACGAGACGGUGGCACCUGUUCUAACGCUUAUACGUCGCAUCUAUGAAAUUGCACCGGAGAGCGUACAGAAGUACAUGGAAUGGCUCCUCCUUCCCACAGACGAGGAACGAUCGCGCCCUCUGGGCCAGUCGGACACCCUUUCAGCACGGCUCCUCCGGCUAUCGACCUCCGCUAUGACACCUUCGCUACGAAGUUCCAUAUCCGCCAUGAUGUUCGAGCUGUCAGGGAAGGAUGCUAGUAAAUUCGUCCAGAAUGUCGGCUACGGCUUCGCGUCAGGCUUCCUACUGAGUAACAACAUUCAGAUGCCCGAGAGUGCGAUCGAAGCAUCGGCAACCGCCGAUCCGGACAGGGCGAUACCGGUGAACCCGAUUACGGGGCAGAGGCUAGAUGCCGAGGUGCCGAGUUCCCAGGAGCCCAUGACGGAAGAAGAGAAGGAGCGGGAAGCCGAGAGGCUAUUCGUGCUAUUUGAAAGACUCAAAGCUACGGGCGUGGUAGACGUGAAGAAUCCCGUCGAAGAAGCGUUCCGCUCCGGGCGCAUCGAAGAGCUGCCCGACGAUGCGGACUAA
Messenger RNA from Didymosphaeria variabile, 1434 nucleotides. RefSeq lists its product as uncharacterized. The transcript has 6 exons. Gene Ontology annotation, cellular component: cytoplasm. Gene Ontology annotation, biological process: G protein-coupled receptor signaling pathway. Gene Ontology annotation, molecular function: G-protein alpha-subunit binding; guanyl-nucleotide exchange factor activity. The coding region runs from base 1 to 1434 and encodes 477 amino acids. Lineage: Eukaryota; Fungi; Ascomycota; Dothideomycetes; Pleosporales; Didymosphaeriaceae. The record is from RefSeq and is a predicted model, not a curated record.